This is a messenger RNA of Cyphellophora europaea CBS 101466, 1155 nucleotides long. RefSeq lists its product as uncharacterized. The record is from RefSeq and is a predicted model, not a curated record. NCBI's taxonomy places the organism in Eukaryota, Fungi, Ascomycota, Eurotiomycetes, Chaetothyriales, Cyphellophoraceae. Bases 1 to 1155 code for a protein of 384 amino acids. The transcript has a single exon.
AUGGCUCCAUCUGCUACGACUACCUCCAAGACCAGUCCGGAGCAAGUCUCUCGCCAUCAACGCACCUACAAGCCCCCAGGUGGCUUGUGUGAGCCCGAUCCGCUCGAUCCAGACCGUGUUCCCUGCUCUAACCCCGUCGUCCUCGACGAUCGGCAGGGUAUCUCCCAUUUCUUUGGGCGAAACAAACGGGCCACUUCCACUAUCCCCACAUUCUGCUAUCCGUUGCAAUGCCGGACGCACUACCAAGAACGCAAGUACCGAAUGAAAGACAUGCCAGGUCAGGAAGCCGCUUACCAGUGCGACUGCAUCUCGAUCACGCUCAUGCGGAUGAGCAGACUAACCUGGACUGAUGACAUGGGGCUAGUUUGGCCACGAUGGUGUGGCUUCGAGCUGCAACUGUGCCACGCGAAGGAAGCUGGCAAGGAAAGCGGCAACGAGUCCGAGCACGGAAGCCCUUCAAUAGGCAAAGGCAAGCAGAAGAUCGAGGAGACCACAACUGCAACUCGGAAGCGUAAGCGCAGACCAGUUACCUCGGCCCCAGUCCCCGAUUGGCUCGUAGCCCUCUGCUCUUCCAAGCACGCCGAGCAUGAUUUUGCUCCGGUUGGCGAGCGCCGCGGCGGUCGCUACACCUAUGAUCAGCUAGCCAGCAUCGUGCGGUCCAUGAAAAGCUGGUGUAUCAACAACGAUGCGCGCCUGCCUGCGGUAGAGGCACUGCCAGUCACACCUGGAUUACUGGCAGAGGCGGAGGCGAAUGCUGCAAAGAAUCGAAUACAGCCCAUUCAGCGUCUGUUCAACUUGGCCGAGAAGCAGAUUCAAGAUGCGAAAGUGAGGGGCAAAAAGAGCACAAAGGGGCUGGAGGAAAUCGAAGACGAGAGAAGUGCGGAGCUGAACGACGCUAAGGAGUCGUACCGACUUGCGCUUGCUGAUUUGGAGGGCGUGAAGGAUACGCUGCCAGUCCGACGGAAGCCAAAGAAGCGAACGACCAAGGCUGAGGAUAUCAAGAACGAGAUCGAGUCCGAGGCUGAGGCUAUCGACAAGCCACCGGCGGCAGUGGUGAAGAGCAAUCGGGGGACUGAUCUGGAGGAGGCGAAGGGCAGAUUGAGGCGUGGGCGCAAGGCGAGAGCUGUCGCCUCCGACACAGACAUGGAAGGGUGA